Clupea harengus (Atlantic herring) is the source of this 4979-nucleotide messenger RNA. RefSeq names its product T-box transcription factor 1 (gene tbx1). The record is from RefSeq and is a predicted model, not a curated record. Gene Ontology annotation, molecular function: RNA polymerase II cis-regulatory region sequence-specific DNA binding; DNA-binding transcription factor activity, RNA polymerase II-specific. Gene Ontology annotation, biological process: cell fate specification; positive regulation of DNA-templated transcription; regulation of transcription by RNA polymerase II. Gene Ontology annotation, cellular component: chromatin; nucleus. The transcript has 7 exons. NCBI's taxonomy places the organism in Eukaryota, Metazoa, Chordata, Actinopteri, Clupeiformes, Clupeidae. The coding region runs from base 2610 to 3983 and encodes 457 amino acids.
UGUUUACAAAGUGUAUGCAUAAUGGUCCCAAAACAACACAGCAUCUUAGUUAUCGUGCAUUAAAAGAAGCAGAGAGUAUUUUCCCCCAUAUUUGAGACGCAUGGCAUAUUUGAUGACACCAUAUGGUUUAGUGGCAUGUUGAAACCACUUACAUGUUUAGUUCUUCAGAUGCAUUUUAGCUCUUUAGUUCUUAGAUGUUUAGAUCUUCAGAAUUAGCCAUGUGAGACGGCAUAAUUUCGUCCACAUUUAGUUCUUUAAUUUACAUACAAACUCGAUGCUUUUUUUUUUAGGAUAUAUUCACUCUUCCUCCUCAGAUAGAAAAUUUGCCUAGAGCAGUUGGCAGGUGAACAUGCAGUGAUUUUAAAACGUGAUCUCAAAGAUAUGUGUUCAGUUAGUAAGCUGAACGAGCAGGAGUAUCUUAUGCUUGUCUAUGCCCUCCUUGCACAACCAAACAGCACAACAUAUAAUUUACUGUAAAAUACAGGACUGUAAAGCCGGACAUCCGCAGUGACGCUCGUGUUUUUUUUCUUCCUUGAAUUUGAAUUUGGUACAGUGAUUGACAAGGUCCUAUUCAAAUAAAACAUCCCUUGGAAAGCUUGAACACUUUUUUCGAGCUCUGCAUGGGAGGCGUGGAGCUCUCACUUUUGACAUUCUCCCCGCAGUAGCUGUUCCUCAAGGCAGACUAGCGAGCUCUAAUGACAUCACCCAGCCACUGAAUGGGGGAAGUUUGCGUUUAAAGACAGAAAACGCUUUCUGUGAGUGAGCUAUGUUUUAAUACACGAAGACGUGUUCGGACGCAUCGAUUUAAUUGGAGCAUAAAAGCAACUCUAAACCAGACAAUGUCUUGCUAAAUUCCGUGGGAAUAGUUUGUUUUCAAAACAUCUGAGUUCACCACAUCGCCAAAAAGGUCCCACUCGGCAACGUCAGUUUAGGUUGAAGUGCACAACUCCUGAGAACCGUAUUCCUGAUGUCUGUCUGAAGGCUUGUUUUCUGUGACUGAGCGGGAAGGGGAGCAAGGCGAGACGGCAUUUUCUGGACUUGAUUUCUCGCCUAUGGACGACAGCAGUCCCCUUUCUCCAAAGGCAAAUGCUUUCAGUAUUGCCUCUCUGAUUUCAGCUACAGAGCAAGCAGGAAACGGCACUUUUGACAAACCUAGCACUGGCCUGGACAAGCACGACCAAGAAACCUGCCACAGAUCCUUUAAAAUGCAUUACAGUACUGUCACAAGGGAGAUGGAAGGUAUGGACACACUCUUGUCAAUGAUUUAGCAGAACAUAACAGCCAUGUGUACGCAUCAUAAUCCUGGAAACAACCGUUCUGAGCGUUUAAAACGUUACGUAUCAAGUCGUAAGUAACUAAUAAGAUCAAGCAUAUACAUUAAAGACAUGGAACUACUCACACUGCGUACAGUAAAAGGGGCGGUAUUCGUAUUUUAAUAAAUUGCUGCGUAAUGUACAUAAUAAUACAUAUGUAUUGACUAGAAACUAACUUUCGACAGGUUAUUUGUUAAAUAUGGGCACAGUAGAAAGUCUAUGGAUUUCAGAGAAUAAAUCCUAAAGCUUGCGUAGACUACAAAGCAGAAAAACGUUGAAAAUCGUAAGAAGGCUGUAAAUCGAUCUUCAAAAUCCUCCACGAGAUAUCCAAAUAGGCGAACCCUGACUGCACCGAUCUUCGUGAGAGUAGUAUGGACGAGAGCAUGUGGGAUACCAGUCUGUAUUAGACAGAUGGAAAAAAUGUCGAUAACAUGGAAGUAAGCUACUCAACAUUGUCUAGCCUGUGAGUCGUUUCUCCCUGUAACAACAGCAGAAAACGCAAACGUAUUCUUGGAUCACAACAGUUGAGAGCGCAAAAACAUGUGUUUGUUAGUUCAUGCAGAGUAGGUGUUUGUUUACCGUGCUAAAAGUUUACACUCCGUUGUGCCACCCAUUCUAUUGUUAGAGGGCGAUGUGGGCGAUACCCUUAUCCAAAAGUAAAUGGGUGCCGGAAAGCCCAUUAAAAGGGGCGCACUUCUCUGUCAAUCAGUCUCGUCCCAAGGCGAGGAAAGGCACAUUACCUGCAGUUCCUUAUCUAAAUAGAAAUAAGAACCGGUUUUAUCGUGAAGGGGAGGCCCUAUGACAGAGAUAAGAAGAACGUCUGGAUUGCAGCUUAGCACAGAGCAGUAGUAGUACAGAGCGGAGGCCGCUUGGAAUACAUCUCAACGCAAUCUCUCGAAAACAACAGACUCUAUAGUCAGAUAUUCGAGUCUUUAUUUUGUGAUUUAAAGUCGAAAGCGCGUACGAGACGUCAUUUAAAACGCUAAAAGGAGGAUAACAGUAACGAUUCACUUUCGACAUUUUUCAUUUUGGGGCAGUUUGGUCAAGUAUUCUUGCGCAGGAACCACGAUAACAUAUGCCCAGAGAGAAGAUUUGAUAUAGUAGCACUAUCACACUGGAUGAACUGAAUGGACUAAAGAGAAAGACUUUUGAUGCCUCGUACGGAAAGCGUUUCAAAGAACCCUUUCACUUUGAGAGGACUCUAUGAAACUUUAUUUUUAUCUUGAUAACGUGUCAACUGUUUAGUGUUGUUUUGCAUACAAGACUCAAGUGCACAUUGUAAAUCCAGUUUUUGGAAUGAUUUCAGCAAUAUCCAGUCCGUGGCUGACGCAGCUGUCCCAUUUUUGCGAUGUUGCAGCCUUCACGACCAGCAGCCUGAACAGUCUCAAUACACCAGGGAGCUAUCAUCUCUCGCCUUCCCCUGGGGACCCGUACAGUCAGCAUGACACCCACUUUGAGCCUUGCCCGGCGGCCCAACAUAGCUACAACUACACGGGGUCGAACCCGACCCAGGCCCAACAGGGCGACACUGGGACCUCGAACUGUUCCUCGUCGUCUUCUAACUCACCGCCGAACAAGUCGUUGGUGAAAAAGAAUCCUAAAGUGGCCAACAUUAACGUUCAGCUGGAGAUGAAAGCUCUUUGGGAUGAAUUCAACCAGCUUGGGACUGAGAUGAUUGUAACCAAGGCUGGCAGGCGAAUGUUUCCAACUUUCCAAGUCAAAAUAUUCGGAAUGGACCCCAUGGCUGACUACAUGCUUUUAAUGGAUUUUCUGCCGGUCGACGAUAAAAGAUACAGAUAUGCUUUCCACAGCUCAUCAUGGCUGGUCGCUGGUAAAGCUGACCCCGCAACACCUGGCAGAGUUCAUUACCAUCCCGAUUCCCCUGCAAAGGGUGCACAGUGGAUGAAACAAAUAGUCUCCUUCGAUAAAUUAAAGCUUACCAACAAUUUACUGGAUGACAAUGGCCAUAUUAUUCUAAACUCCAUGCACAGAUACCAGCCUCGAUUCCACGUAGUUUAUGUCGAUCCUCGAAAAGACAGUGAGAAGUAUGCUGAAGAGAAUUAUAAGACCUUUGUUUUUGAGGAGACACGAUUCACCGCCGUUACAGCAUACCAAAACCACAGGAUUACUCAGCUAAAAAUAGCCAGCAAUCCUUUUGCAAAGGGUUUCAGAGACUGUGAUCCAGAGGACUGGCCCAGAAACCACAGGCCUGGUUCUCUGCCAAUCAUGAGUGCCUUUGCCAGGACAAGAAAUCCAAUGUCGUCUCCUCCACAGCAAAAUGGCACAGAAAAAGACAGCAGACGGGAGUAUGACCGCGACCCCACCGGCACUCCCAUCCACGGCGACCCAGCACACCAGCUGAUGUCACGCGUCCUGAGCCCUGCUUUGCCGGUGCCCGGCGGGCUCCAUGCCGUGUCCCUCACAUCCGGGCCCCGCAGCCCGCCCCAUGAACUACGCAUCGAGGGCCACCAGCCCCCCGACACCCUGCACCACCACCCCUACAAAUACCCCACCACUUAUGAACACUACCUGGGGGCCAAGGCCAGGCCCUCACCCUAUCCCAUACCCGGCAUUCGCGGCCAUGGCUACCACCACCACAUGAACCCCACAGCCGCCAACAUGUACUCAGCCACCAACGCCCCGUCCAACUACGAUUACGGGCCCCGAUAAUGGCUCGCCCAUCCAGUGGCUGUGCACCAACCACACACUACACGCUAUGGAAACUCGAGCUGUGGCUAUCCAACGUGCUCGCUGGGAAAAAAAAGUACAAUUAAAGAGCCUCACAGCGCAUGUUGCUGUGAGACUGAAGUGGCGCGUUGUUCCCCAAUCUCCCCACUCCUUCUGCGCAGGAUACUUCAGAUGGAGCAGACCCUGCCGUAUUUAUUUAAAAGGGGAACCGUCUCCUUGUAGGUGGUGAGAGCUGGUUCCUCGGACACAUGUGAGGGCUGUGUAUGGUCCUGCGGGGUUUGAGCUGCGACAGCUCCAAGCUGGGGCGGACAGGCUCUGCUGUUGGUGACGGCUCAGGAUAAGCCCCUCUACACACGCAGGAUGCAUUAUCACAGACUGGAAUUUAAUUUUUUGUGUUGAAUGCACUUUUGUAUUUUUUUUGUUUUUGUUUUUUGUUGUUGGGUGUUUCAUUUUUUUUUGCUUUCAAAAAGCCAUAAAUUAUAUACUCUUGAGUCCAUCAAGCUUCUAGAUAAAGGACAUAUUGCAUGUUGCGCUCAUCUGAAGGUGUUGAAUUACCCUAAAAUGAUUUUGUUUGAAAAGGAAUAUUUUUGUGAAAUGCUAGAACACCCUCAGCAGUCCCAAGAAGCUUGUACCAUGGCACUGACUUACAGCAAUUCUAAAUGAAUAGGCAGAGUGACCUUGCUGUACCUGUAAAAUAAACAUUAAAUUCUUUACAGUAAACAUCAUUUUCCAUCAGCUCUUUUCUGUCAGCAGUCAUUUUCUUCUUGAAAAGGAAGAAAUGGCGUCACCUGGCAUGGCUUAAACUACAGCAAGCCAGUUUCAAACUGAGAAUGCAGCCUUCCAAUGCAAAUAAUUGAAAAUAACUGUGCGUCUACACACUAAUUAGAGAACAAGGUGAGAUAUAAUAUCAUUUACCCCAUUUUCAUCAGUAUAAUUAAAUAUUCAUGCCACUUUAGUCAUAUGCUCCUAAACACUAAU